Messenger RNA from Arachis stenosperma, 2931 nucleotides. RefSeq names its product putative disease resistance RPP13-like protein 1. The coding region runs from base 112 to 2700 and encodes 862 amino acids. Gene Ontology annotation, biological process: defense response to other organism. The record is from RefSeq and is a predicted model, not a curated record. Gene Ontology annotation, molecular function: ADP binding. The transcript has a single exon. NCBI's taxonomy places the organism in Eukaryota, Viridiplantae, Streptophyta, Magnoliopsida, Fabales, Fabaceae.
AACUCAGAUCACAGUUAAGGCACUACCACAUACUACUACAACCAGUCAACCACCAGUCAACCCCUUGCUUACCAUCUGUUCCUUCAGAUCUCAUCACUUCUCUUCAGAAACAUGGCUGCUGAAGCUGUUUUGUCUUCCGUUCUUAGUGUUGUUUUCGACAGGAUGUCCUCCCCUGAAGUUGUUAACUGGAUCAAAGGGAAGAAGCUGACUCAGAAGCUCAUUGAAAGGUUGAAGACUAAUCUUUAUGCUGUUCGAGCCUUUCUCAUCGAUGCUGAGCAGAAGCAGAUCAAGGAGAGACCUGUCAAGGACUGGCUUGAUAGUCUCAAAGAUGCCAUGUAUGUUGCUGAUGACUUGCUCGAUGAAGUCUUCACCAAAGCUGCCACUCAGAAGGAUCCAGGUACCUUCCUCUCUCGUUUCUCUGGUAUUCUCAAUUUGCAAGAUCGGGAUGUAGCAAAGAGGAUGGAGGAAGUCAUUGAUAGGAUAGAGUCUCUUGUGAUUCAAAAAGACACUCUUGGUCUGAGAGAGAUUCCUAAGGAGAACAUGUCAUGGAGGAUCACUACAUCUCUAGUUGAAACAUCUGAUGUAUGUGGCAGGGAAGAAGACAAGGAGGCCAUAGUAAAACUCUUGUUGGAUGAUGAUAGUGAUGAUGCUACCGGUGGUCAUAGUGAUGUAUCUGUGAUUCCCAUUGUUGGCAUGGGUGGGAUAGGAAAGACUACUUUGGCCCAAUUGGUUUACCAGGAUGGCAAAGUGAAGCAGAAUUUUGAUUUUCAAGCUUGGAUUUGUGUGUCAGAAGAGUUUGAUGUUUUCAAGGUUACCAAGACUAUAAUCGAGGCAAUAACUUCAAGUUCUUGCAGCUUGACAGAUUUGAAUUUGCUUCAGCAUGAUUUAAAAGAAAAGUUGUCAAGGAAAAAGUUCUUUGUUGUCUUGGACGAUGUAUGGAGUGAAAGUUGCGAAGAUUGGGAUAAACUUCUAAAACCUUUUCGAAGAGGGGUUAAGGGAAGUAAAAUUCUCAUUACUACUAGAAGUAAAAGAGUGGCUUCUGUGGUGCAAACUGUUUCACCAUAUGAACUAAGCUUAUUGUCCGAGGAAGAUUGUUGGUUAGUGUUUUCAAGACACGCACGUCUCUCAACUGGUUCUAUGGAGAAUCCAACCUUGAGAAAAGUCGGCAAAGAUCUCGUAAAGAAGUGUGAUGGAUUGCCCUUGGCAGCUCAAUCCCUUGGAGGCUUAUUGCGUGGAAAUUCUGAUAUUAAGUAUUGGAAUCAUUUAUUGAAGAGUGAGAUCUGGGAACUCUCCGAUGAUAAGAUAAAGGUUGUUCCUGCGUUAAGAAUCAGUUAUCACUAUCUUCCUUCAUAUUUAAAGGAGUGCUUUGUUUAUUGUUCUUUGUAUCCCAAAGACUAUGAAUUUAGCAAAGAUGAAUUAAUAUUGCUAUGGAUGGCAGAGAAUUUUUUGCAACCAGCAGGAAAAAAGACUCCAGAAGAAGUUGGUGUUGAAUAUUUUGAUGAAUUGACUGCGAGAUCAUUUUUCCAACCUCAUAAGAUUCGUGAAGACAGGUUUGUGAUGCAUGAUCUGGUGCAUGAUUUGGCAAUGAUAUUUGCUGGAGAAUUCUAUUUCAGAGCUGAAGAGCUUGAGAAUGCAGUUGAGGUUGAUAUUAAAACUCGCCAUUUGUCACAUAAUGCCAAAGGCAAUUAUCCAAUCUCAAAACUUUUGGGAGUUUGUGACCGAGUAAAACACACAAGGACAUUUCUUGAAAUCAAUUUGGAGCGGGGGAUUCCAUUUAACAUGGAAAAUGCACCUUGUAUCUUGUUGUCAAAGUUGAAGUACCUGAGGGCGUUGUCGUUCAAUUUCUUUCCUCUCAAGUCAUUGCCUGAUUCAAUAGGCGAGUUGAUUCAUUUGCGUUACUUGGAUUUGUCUUGGACAGACAUCAUGACAUUGCCCGAUACACUUUGCAACUUGUACAAUUUACAGACAUUGAAGCUGGUUGGAUGUUGGAAACUAAACGCCCUUCCUGUUGGCAUGAAAGAUCUUACAAAUUUGCGUUACCUUGAUAUUAGUGGUGGGAUUGGUUUGCAUGAGAUGCCGGAAGGCAUGAGCAAAUUGACAAGUUUGCAGGUUUUAAGCAACUAUGUUGUUGGGGAGCGUAAAGGAAACAAGAUUAAUGAAUUGGGAGCACUUGCAAAUCUACACCAAACAAUUUUGAUUGACAAAUUGGAGAAUGUGGUCAAUAGCAGGGAAGCUUUGGAGGCAAGAAUGCUUGAUAAGGAUGGCAUUGAAUCUUUGAUCUUGAAGUGGUCGCCAGAUAAAUACGAGAAUAUAGUUGAUUCCCAAAUUGAAAGAGAGAUACUUGAAGAGUUACGACCUCAUAGUAAUUUGAAACAACUACAUAUUUAUUGUUACAGGGGUACAACAUUUCCAGAUUGGUUGGGACAUUGUUCUUACCACAACAUCACCCAAAUAACACUGGCUUCUUUGAAGAAUUGUUGUAUGCUUCCUUCACUUGGACAGUUGCCCUCUUUGAAGCACCUGCACAUUUCAUUUUUUGAAAGGCUUGCUAUUGUGGGGGCUGAGUUUUACCAAAAUGAUGAAUCUUGUCUGGAGACUCCAUUUCCAAUGCUUGAAACUCUUAGAUUUGAGUCAAUGCCUUGCUGGGAGGAAUGGCGUUCGUUGGAGUUGAAUUUCCUCGACUUAGGAAGCUUAUCAUAAGGGAUUGUCCCAUGUUGAGAGGAGAUUUGCCAAAUCAACUACCAUCUUUGGAAUAUCUUACUAUUCAGAAUUGCAAGCAGCUCAGUUGUUGUGUUCCAAGAGCUCCCGCGAUUACCUGUUUAUGCAUAAAAGGAAGCAAUGAAAUGAGAAUUGGGGAGCUACCUCCUUUACUGGAUAAGCUAUCAAUUAAUGGAAAGCAUCAAGCGGAGUCGGUGAUGGAGGCCAUUGCGC